This is a messenger RNA of Exaiptasia diaphana, 3098 nucleotides long. RefSeq lists its product as uncharacterized. Bases 1 to 2925 code for a protein of 974 amino acids. The transcript has 8 exons. Gene Ontology annotation, molecular function: transmembrane transporter activity. Gene Ontology annotation, biological process: transmembrane transport. Lineage: Eukaryota; Metazoa; Cnidaria; Anthozoa; Actiniaria; Aiptasiidae. The record is from RefSeq and is a predicted model, not a curated record.
AUGACUUCUCAUGAAUCAACAAAAGAAGGUAUAUAUUAUAUAUAUAUAGUUUUCGUUUUCAUUUAUAGUUCCUGUCUUAAUAAACCGUCGUGGUUUGGUCAACCUAGACGUCAAGAUGGUCUAUGGGCGUGGCUGGUGUUGGUCUAUCUUUUUCUAUCUUUUCUUGUCGUCGGAGGUGUUAAUUUUGGCUUUGGAGCUAUUCUUCCAGUCCUAAUGAAGUCUUUCAAUGAAAAUCGAGAGAGGACAGCACUGGUUGGAUCGUUAGCCUUGGGGAUAGAUCUACUCUCGUGUGUCUUAACCAGCAUGGUUUGUGAGAAAUGCACUUGUCGAAUAGCUCAUGGUUUGGGUUUGAUCUUAAUAGCAGUUGGUUUUGCUCUCGGUUCCGUCUGCCGAUCUGCAAAUCUUCUGUAUAUUGCCUACAGUCCCCUAGUUGGGUUUGGAUCAUCCCUUGCRUAUAURUCAGGGUAUAUGGCAUUAAGACAAUAUUUUAGGAGGCGAUACUCAUUGGCCGUUGGAAUAGCUUCCGCUGGAACAGGGGCAGGUCCUUUAGCUUUUGGUCCUGCUUUUGAGGUAUUGGCAGAUCGCUUUGGUUGGGAAAACACGUUCCGUGUGGUUUCAGGCACUUUUGUCUUUCUCUUCUUAUUUGCUUUUAUUCUGGACUCGAACGUUGAAGAAUUCAUUAGUAACAGAGCUAACGAAAGAAAUCUUGAUAAUCCAUCAGUGAUCAACGAAAAGAUCAAGCGUAGGGUUGUUUUUGGGGUCCUGGACUUGUCUGUAUGGAAGUUUCCAGAAUAUGUUACAUCUGUGGUAGCAAUUACAAUCGAGUGUUUCGGACAGUAUACAGCGUUAAUCCACAUGAUCAAGUUCGCAGAAGAACUCUCCGUAAGGAAUGCCUCUUCCCUUCUUGUGUUCUAUGGUUUGACCGCAGUCAUCAUGCGACCGAUAUGUGGAAGACUUUGUGAUAUCAGUUUCAUCAAACCAAGAUACAUAAACAUUGUCGGUGCCAUAUUGUGUGGACUGUCAACGAUAAUUUUGGCCCAUGCACAAACCUACGCUCAUCUUGCCGUCGUUGCUGUGUUUUAUGGUAUUGGUGAAGGGGCACUUCGAGUAACUACAAACAUUUUAUUUAUGAAUACAGUAGACGUUCCUCGUAGGGGGACUGCUUACGGACAGGCGUUCAUGGUUACUGCUAUAACGACUUCAGCUGGUCCAACUAUUUCAGGUCUAAUGGCUGACAAAAUGGGAACUUAUCAAGGAGCUUUCUACAUGGCUGGGACCGUUACCAUAUUAGGAGGUUCUGUAUUAUGCCUUCAUUUCUGCUUCUUCAAACAAAAUGAAAAUACUCGUCAAUUAGAAACGCAAAUUCAUGACGGAAAAAAAAUGAAUGAUAAAGACUCUCCAGAAAGUAGUAAUUUACCCGAUCAUCCAUCAUCUUAUUGUGGGCYAUUGGAAAUAAGAAAGGAUAGCGAUUACGAGAUAAACGUCUUUUUAGCCUCACCACAUUCUUGUUUCAAGAAACCGUCGUGGUUUGGUCAACCUAGACAACAAGAUGGCCCAUGGGCAUGGCUGGUAUUGGUCUAUCUAUUUCUAGCAUUUUUUGUGAUUGGUGGCGUYAAUUCUGGCUUUGGCGUUAUACUUCCAGUCCUAAUGAAAUCUUUCAAUGAAAAUCGKGAGAAGACAGCACUGGUUGGAUCGUUGGCGAUGGGGCUAUCUCUGUUUUCKUGUGUCUUCACCAGUAUAGUUUGUGAGAAAUGCACAUGUCGAAUAGCACAUGGCYUGGGUUUGAUCUUAMUGGCAGUUGGUUUUGCGCUCAGUUCUGUCUGCCGUUCUGUAAAUCUUCUGUAUAUCACCUACAGUCCCCUAGUUGGCUUAGGAAUGUCRCUUGCGUUUAUAUCCGGGUUCAUAGCAACAAGACAGUAUUUUAAUAAACGAUAUUCUUUGGCCAUUGGAAUAGCAUCGGGUGCAACAGGAGGWGGGCCUCUAGCUUUUGGUCCAGUUUUUGAGAUCGCUAUACACCGUUUUGGCUGGGAAAAUACUUUCCGUAUUAUUUCAGGCACAUUUGCUUUUCUAUUCYUAUUUKCUUUUGUUAUGGAUUCGAACGUUCARGGAUUAAAAAGUAACAGAACUACCAAAGAGAAACCUAAAAAUGUCCUGGUAGUUAAUGAAAAGAUAAAACGUAAGGUUGUGCUUGGGGUCUUGGACUUGUCUGUAUGGAAGUUUCCAGAAUAUGUUACAUCUGUGGUAGCAAUUACAAUCGAGAGCUUUGGACUGUACACAGCGCUAAUUCAUAUGGUCAAGUUUUCGGGAGAACUAUCCAUAAGCAACGGAUCUUCUCUCCUCGUGUUCUAUGGUUUGGCUACUGUUAUAAUGAGGCCGAUAUUUGGAAGACUUUGUGAUGUCAGCUUYAUCAAACCAAGAUACAUCAAUAUUUUUGGUGCCACAUUGUCUGGGCUUUCAACGAUCCUAUUGAGCUAUGCACGGACCUACGCCCAUCUUGUCGUCUUUGCAGUGUUUUACGGCAUUGCUGACGGAGCAUUACAAGUAACUACACAAAUCUUGUUUAUGAAUACAGUGGACUUUCCCCGAAGGACAUCUGGAUUUGGACAAGCUUUAAUGGUAACUGCGCUCACGACUUCAGCUGGUCCAGCUGUUUCAGGUUUGAUGGCUGACAAAAUGGGGACUUAUAAAGGAGCCUUCUACAUGGCUGGGACCGUUACCAUAUUAGGAGGUUCUGUAUUAUGCCUUCAUUUCUGCUUCUUCAAACAAAAAGAACUCAUCCAUCAAGAGGUGCAGAUUCGUAACGCUCAAACAUCGGACUCAAACAUUAGCGACUUUUCAGAAGCUGGGAAUGUAUCAGACCAUCCUAUAUCUUAUACCGGCCCAGAAAUAAAAGCGAAUGUUGAGUUCGAGACCACAUCCUUUUGAACAUGUAGCAGGUAUCCUCGAAAGGCAUUGUGGGUAGUGAAGAAACACUCCCAAAAAUUGUUAAUGACAUGUUAUUUAUCAUUUUUGUAAAUAGAUGCCAAAGUGCUGAAUAGCUCAAAAUAAGAGAUUUGUAUUAAAGAAACAAAGAAAUGAUCACGAAAAAUGAGAUCUGA